Messenger RNA from Dama dama (fallow deer), 7548 nucleotides. RefSeq names its product ATP binding cassette subfamily C member 9 (gene ABCC9). Gene Ontology annotation, molecular function: ATP hydrolysis activity; ATP binding; ABC-type transporter activity. The transcript is spliced from 40 exons. Lineage: Eukaryota; Metazoa; Chordata; Mammalia; Artiodactyla; Cervidae. Gene Ontology annotation, cellular component: membrane. Gene Ontology annotation, biological process: potassium ion transport; transmembrane transport. The record is from RefSeq and is a predicted model, not a curated record. The coding region runs from base 647 to 5296 and encodes 1549 amino acids.
UGAGCCCUUCAUUUUCCCGAUCAGCUCAGGAGGGGAAAUAGUGAAACCCCCAAAUCCGCUUCCUUACGUGGUUGCUAAAAGGGCACAUGCAGAGCCUAGGGGGUGGGGAAAUUACAAGUGCAAGUGACUUUGGGUAUACUAAGGUUAGUGAUUUCCCCCACCCCCGUUAUCUGGGGAUAACGGAAUCGUAGGUUGUAAGUUUCAGUGUCUAAUGAGUUGCGGGGGGCGCACAUCACUCGUAAAGUCCUUGUCAGGCGCGCCCCAAGUUUGUGGCUCGGGCGCGGACGGCUGGGCCGAGCGGGGGUGGGGAGGGUCUCCAGUCCCAGGCAUUGCGCUCGGGGCUUCUGCUCAGUUUCCUGCCUUGGAGUGGCCGCGUCCGCCCCAGCCCAGAGCAGUGUGUGCAAUCCAGAAACUCGAUAGGAGGCAGCAGCUGAUCACCCACCGCCCUAAAAAUAAUCCGCUCGGCGCCCGGCGCGCUUCGGCCGGGGGAAGGAAAGCGCUGGCUUCGGGGAGUUCUGCGUCCGGCUUUGAAAUUUAUACUUAAAGACAGAGUAGGAAGCUGGUGUUUUGAAGGUAAAGCAAGUGCACCAGUGGGGGUUUGAAGCAACGUCAAGCCAUUGCCCAAGAGUGAACUAUAUAAGAAGAAAUGAGCCUUUCAUUCUGCGGUAACAACAUUUCUUCCUAUAAUAUCUAUGAUGGUGUGUUACAAAAUCCCUGCUUUGUGGAUGCCCUCAACCUGGUUCCUCAUGUCUUCCUGCUGUUUAUCACUUUCCCAAUAUUGUUUAUUGGGUGGGGGAGUCAAAGCUCGAAGGUACAAAUUCAUCACAACACAUGGCUUCAUUUUCCUGGACACAACCUGAGAUGGAUCCUUACAUUUGCCCUCCUGUUUGUGCAUGUUUGUGAAAUAGCGGAAGGCAUUGUUUCAGAUUCACGGCGGGAGUCGAGGCACCUCCACCUCUUCAUGCCUGCGGUGAUGGGAUUUGUUGCUACCACCACAUCCAUAGUAUAUUAUCAUAAUAUUGAAACAUCAAAUUUUCCUAAGUUACUUUUAGCCUUAUUCCUGUAUUGGGUAAUGGCCUUUAUCACAAAAACCAUAAAGCUGGUCAAAUAUUGGCAGUCUGGUUGGGGAAUAUCAGACCUGCGUUUCUGCAUCACAGGCAUAAUGGUCAUUUUGAAUGGACUCUUGAUGGCUGUGGAGAUCAAUGUCAUUCGGGUCAGAAGAUAUGUGUUCUUCGUGAAUCCGCAGAAAGUAAAGCCCCCUGAAGACCUCCAGGAUCUGGGUGUGAGGUUUCUCCAACCGUUCGUGAAUUUACUGUCAAAAGCAACCUACUGGUGGAUGAAUACACUCAUCAUAUCCGCUCAUAAAAAGCCUAUUGAUCUGAAAGCAAUUGGAAAAUUACCAAUAGCAAUGAGAGCAGUAACAAACUAUGUCUGUUUGAAAGAUGCAUAUGAAGAACAAAAGAAAAAAGUGGCAGAUGACCCAAAUCGGACUCCAUCUAUAUGGCUGGCAAUGUACAGAGCUUUCGGGCGACCAAUUCUACUUAGUAGCACGUUUCGUUAUCUUGCUGACUUACUGGGUUUUGCCGGACCUCUCUGUAUUUCUGGAAUAGUUCAGCGUGUAAAUGAAACCCAGAAUGAAACAAAUAACCCAACAGGAGCUUCAGAAAUCCUCUCAUCAAAGGAGUUUCUUGAAAAUGCUUAUGUUCUAGCAGUUCUUCUGUUCUUGGCUCUUAUUCUGCAAAGGACAUUUUUGCAGGCUUCCUACUAUGUGACCAUUGAGACUGGCAUUAACCUCCGUGGAGCCUUGCUGGCCAUGAUAUAUAAUAAAAUCCUUCGGCUUUCUACAUCUAAUUUAUCCAUGGGUGAGAUGACCCUGGGUCAGAUCAAUAACUUGGUCGCCAUUGAAACCAAUCAGCUCAUGUGGUUCUUGUUUCUGUGUCCCAAUCUAUGGGCCAUGCCUGUUCAGAUCAUCAUGGGAGUGAUUCUUCUCUACAACUUGCUCGGGUCCAGCGCGUUGGUUGGUGCCGCCGUCAUUGUGCUCCUCGCGCCAAUGCAAUACUUCAUCGCUACAAAGUUGGCAGAAGCUCAGAAGAGCACUCUUGAUUAUUCCACGGAGAGACUGAAGAAAACAAAUGAAAUACUGAAAGGCAUCAAACUUCUGAAACUGUACGCCUGGGAGCACAUCUUUUGCAAGAGUGUGGAAGAGACAAGAAUGAAAGAACUCUCCAGUCUCAAAACCUUUGCUCUUUAUACAUCACUCUCCAUCUUCAUGAACGCGGCAAUUCCCAUAGCAGCUGUUCUUGCUACGUUUGUGACCCACGCGUACGCCAGCGGGAACAACCUCAAGCCCGCAGAGGCCUUUGCUUCGCUGUCUCUCUUCCACAUCCUGGUCACCCCUCUCUUCCUGCUGUCCACCGUGGUCAGGUUUGCAGUCAAAGCCAUCAUCAGUGUUCAAAAGCUGAAUGAAUUUCUCUUGAGUGAUGAGAUUGGUGAGGACAGCUGGCGAACUGGAGAAGGUACUCUUCCGUUUGAAUCCUGUAAGAAGCACACUGGAGUCCAGCCAAAAACUAUAAACAGGAAGCAGCCUGGAAGAUAUCACCUGGAAAACUACGAACAAUCAACACGACGUCUGCGUCCCAUGGAGACGGAGGAUAUCGCAAUAAAGGUCACAAAUGGGUACUUUUCAUGGGGCAGUGGUUUAGCAACCUUAUCCAAUAUCGAUAUUCGAAUUCCAACAGGUCAGUUAACCAUGAUUGUGGGCCAAGUGGGAUGUGGGAAGUCUUCUCUUCUCCUCGCCAUCCUCGGAGAGAUGCAGACCUUGGAAGGAAAAGUUCACUGGAGCAAUGUAAAUGAAUCUGAACCUUCUUUUGAAGCGACCAGAAGUAGGAACAGGUAUUCUGUGGCUUAUGCAGCUCAAAAGCCUUGGCUAUUAAAUGCUACGGUAGAAGAAAAUAUUACCUUUGGAAGUCCUUUCAACAAGCAAAGGUACAAAGCAGUCACAGACGCAUGUUCUCUUCAACCAGAUAUCGACUUACUACCAUUUGGAGACCAAACUGAAAUUGGAGAGAGGGGCAUCAAUCUGAGUGGAGGUCAGAGGCAAAGAAUCUGUGUGGCCCGAGCUCUCUAUCAAAAUACCAACAUUGUCUUCCUGGAUGAUCCAUUUUCUGCCUUGGACAUUCACUUGAGUGAUCACCUAAUGCAGGAAGGAAUUUUGAAAUUUCUCCAAGAUGACAAGAGGACACUUGUUCUUGUGACUCACAAAUUACAAUAUCUAACACAUGCUGACUGGAUCAUAGCCAUGAAAGAUGGAAGUGUUCUAAGAGAAGGGACUUUGAAGGAUAUUCAGACCAAAGAUGUAGAGCUGUACGAACAUUGGAAAACACUAAUGAAUCGGCAGGAUCAAGAACUAGAAAAGGAUAUGGAAGCUGACCAAACAACUUUAGAGAGGAAAACACUCCGAAGAGCCAUGUAUUCAAGAGAGGCCAAAGCCCAACUGGAGGAUGAAGACGAAGAGGAAGAAGAGGAGGAAGAUGAGGAUGAUAACAUGUCCACGGUAAUGAGGCUGAGGACUAAAAUGCCAUGGAAGACCUGUUGGCGGUAUCUCACUUCUGGAGGAUUCUUCUUGCUCUUCCUGAUGAUUUUCUCUAAGCUUCUGAAACAUUCCGUCAUUGUAGCGAUAGACUACUGGCUGGCCACGUGGACCUCAGAGUAUAGUAUAACCAGUACUGGAAAAACUGAUCAGACCUACUAUGUGGCUGGAUUUAGCAUACUUUGUGGAGCAGGUAUUUUCCUCUGCCUUGUUACAUCUCUCACUGUGGAAUGGAUGGGUCUCACAGCUGCUAAAAAUCUUCACCACAAUCUCCUUAAUAAAAUAAUUCUUGGACCAAUAAGAUUCUUUGAUACCACACCACUGGGACUGAUUCUCAAUCGCUUUUCAGCUGAUACAAAUAUCAUUGAUCAGCAUAUCCCGCCAACUUUGGAAUCUCUAACUCGGUCAACACUGCUCUGUGUGUCUGCAAUUGGCAUGAUUUCUUAUGCCACCCCUGUGUUCCUAGUUGCACUAGUGCCUCUUGGGGUCGCCUUUUAUUUUAUCCAGAAAUACUUCCGAGUGGCCUCUAAGGACCUCCAGGAACUUGAUGACAGUACCCAGCUCCCUCUGCUUUGCCACUUCUCAGAAACUGCUGAAGGACUCACUACCAUUCGGGCAUUUAGGCAUGAGACCAGAUUUAAGCAACGAAUGCUGGAACUGACAGACACGAACAACAUUGCCUACUUAUUCCUCUCAGCUGCCAACAGAUGGCUGGAGGUCAGAACGGAUUAUCUGGGAGCUUGCAUUGUCCUCACUGCAUCUAUUGCAUCCAUUAGUGGGUCUUCCAAUUCUGGAUUGGUGGGCUUAGGUCUUCUGUAUGCACUUACGAUAACCAAUUAUUUGAAUUGGGUUGUGAGGAACUUGGCCGAUGUGGAGGUCCAGAUGGGCGCAGUGAAGAAAGUGAACAGCUUCCUGACUAUGGAGUCUGAGAACUAUGAAGGCACCAUGGAUCCUUCUCAAGUUCCAGAACAUUGGCCUCAGGAGGGGGAGAUCAAGAUUCAUGAUCUGUGUGUCAGAUAUGAAAAUAACCUAAAGCCUGUUCUUAAGCAUGUAAAGGCUUACAUCAAACCUGGGCAGAAGGUGGGCAUAUGUGGUCGCACUGGCAGUGGGAAGUCAUCAUUGUCUUUGGCUUUCUUCAGAAUGGUGGAUAUAUUUGAUGGAAAGAUUGUCAUUGAUGGGAUAGACAUUUCCAAACUGCCACUGCACACACUACGUUCUAGGCUUUCAAUCAUUCUGCAGGAUCCCAUACUCUUCAGCGGUUCUAUUCGAUUUAAUUUAGAUCCAGAAUGCAAAUGCACAGAUGACAGACUCUGGGAAGCUCUUGAAAUUGCUCAGUUGAAGAACAUGGUCAAAUCCCUACCAGGAGGUCUAGAUGCAGUUGUCACUGAAGGUGGGGAGAAUUUUAGCGUUGGACAGAGACAGCUGUUCUGCCUUGCCAGGGCCUUUGUCCGCAAAAGCAGUAUUCUCAUCAUGGAUGAAGCAACGGCUUCCAUCGACAUGGCCACGGAAAACAUUUUGCAGAAAGUGGUCAUGACAGCUUUUGCAGAUCGCACCGUUGUUACAAUAGCUCAUCGGGUUCACACUAUUCUGACGGCAGACCUAGUUAUUGUGAUGAAGCGAGGAAAUAUUUUAGAAUAUGACACUCCAGAAAGCCUCUUGGCCCGGGAAGAUGGAGUAUUCGCUUCUUUUGUUCGUGCAGACAUGUGACGGAAUGUCUUAAAACCAUGCUUGUAUUUAAAACAAUGCUCUCAUAACCUACUUAAUGGAUCAUCAGGUUGGCCUUUGGAAAGUGGCAUCUUAAACUUUUACACACUUUUGUGAAGUUUAAUUGUUAUGUUGUGGAAUUUGUAAUUAGUAACAAUAUCACUGUACCAGUGAAUAUUGCAUUUUCUAUGAUGUUUCUUCUUCCUGUUUUCUUUGUUUUGCUUUGUUUUCUAAUCUGUGACUGCUUAUUAUGUUUAUUACUGAUGUUUUUCUAAAGAUUAAGCUACAGAAUAACAGAUUGUAUUCAAACAAGUAAGCUACUCUAAGUGGUAAAUCAACUAUUCUGCUUAAGUCUGGAAAAUAUCUCUCAAGCAUAGAAGUUACAAUUAGCAUUCAGUAUUAUUUUACUCUUAUUUGUAAGAAUAUAUUUCCUUUUUGUUGGUGUUUCCAGAUAUUAUUGGAAGAAAUUAAAAGGAGGACAGGUUUUCUAAUCAGUUAGAAAAUGAAACACUCAAAUUCAUUAUUUACUGUCUGAGAAUAUGUUCUGUAUUCAUCAACAUUAAUAAUACUGACAUUUCUUAUAGAAGCCUCUUUUUUUUCAUCUAAAUUGUUUCUGGUCACCAAGACUAGAAGUUAUUAUUACAUUUAUAAUAACUCUGUAAAUCUAAAACCUUAAAAUGAUCUUUCAUAAGAGUUUGAAAUUUUGACAAAUUAUACCCAAGGUUCCAUUUUUCCUUAUCUAGUAAGAGAAGAGUUCUUAAGAUAUCGAGCAUAAUGUGCUUUUCCAGACUGAAGUUCAAAAAGUAAUAAGGCUCAACCCUUCAGUGACAGGUCACUACAGCUUUCCAUGGUUUAAUUAAUCAUUAGAUGUGUUUAUAAUCAUCAAGCCCUAAAAUUCCACAUUAUUCAAGACUGGAGAGCAUAAAUAAGCAAGUGGCCUUAUUUUCACAGGAUAUAUCUAUACAAACAUACAUACAUACAUAUAUAAACAUAGGUAGACAUACACAUAUAUGUAAAACAUGUGUCCAUUUCUAGGUGGAAGAAUGCCUAUUUCUUGUAAACAGUUAUGCCCAGUGGUGUAACACAGGUAUAUAUUUGCUCCUGCUGUAAUUUUAAUGUACAUGUAAAGACUAUAUCAAAAUUUUAUUCUGAUUUUAAUGUGCAUAUUCAAGGUGCAUCAAAAUUUAUGGGAUAUUAGUGUCAUGCUUUCUUAAAUGUAAAUUAAUAAAUUGAAAAAACACUAAAAGUUACUUUCACUGUCAUGCUAGCAGCCAAAGAUUUAUACUGCAGUUUUGUACAUUUGAUACAUUUGUAUCAAUAUUGAUUUUCACAUGAGGGUCCAUGUGCAUUGUAAGGUUUGAAGAAUUAUAACUGAUGGAAAAAGAGAAUGUAAGCUCCCUUUCUAUAGUUCCUGUGUUCAGUUUAUUGUAUUGUGUAUUCAUGCUUGGAAAAUUUGUAUACUUACUCAUACAGAACUUAUGCCUGGGCCUUCACCUGAAUUUAGAGUCUUGAUGUCUACCUAAAAUAAGUUUCACAAGGAUGGACAAAAGUGUUCUAUGUUACUUAGUACAAACUGUCAACUCGUUGGAUAUAUAAAACUUCAUUAGGAGAAAAAUCCUCUUAAUUCUUCCCUGAAAGUUAAACAGAACAGAAUCAAUAACUGUUGAUUUGAUCUUCAAAAUAUUUUCUAAAUGUUCCACCAAUCUACUCAAAGUGUUUCUAGCAUGCAGAUGCUUUGUAAGGUUGAAUUUCUACGAUGUUUUUAACCAAGUUAUAUAUUCCGGUAUCACAGAGAAAGGGCUUCCCAGGUGGUAAUAGUGGUAAAGAACCUACCUGCCUAGGCAGGAGACUUAAGAGAUGCAGGUUCAACCCCUGGGUUGGGAAGAUCCCCUGGAGGAGGGCAUGGCAAGCCACUCCAGUGUUCUUACCUGGAGAAUCCCAUGGACAGAGGAGCCUGGUGGGCCAUGAUCUAUCAGGUCACAAAGAGUCGGACAUGACUGAAGCUUCUUAGCACCCACACACAACAAGAGAAAUGAGGAUUUACCCACUGAAAUAAUCCCUCAUGAUAUCUGUAAAUAUUCUACUGCUAUCCAGGCAGUGUCAGCAGAAGCAUCUCUAAUUACGCUAAACAGAAAAUCACAUUUACCAUUUUUACAACUCAGUAGUCACUGGUUUCCUCAUAACUUGCAGUCACUUCAGUGUUUAAUUGUUUACAAAACUAAAUUGACUGAAUAAAGUCAAGGAUGAUCUCUUAA